Messenger RNA from Strongylocentrotus purpuratus (purple sea urchin), 4694 nucleotides. RefSeq lists its product as uncharacterized. NCBI's taxonomy places the organism in Eukaryota, Metazoa, Echinodermata, Echinoidea, Camarodonta, Strongylocentrotidae. The record is from RefSeq and is a predicted model, not a curated record. The transcript has 8 exons. Bases 194 to 2632 code for a protein of 812 amino acids.
AAUAAUCACAUUGAGGUACUGAAGUGAGCAGACUACAUGUGAACAAGGUGAAGCAGCAUCAUUCUUUUUUUCCAAAAGGCUUUCACAGAAGUAAAUUUCCGUAGUGCAGUGCCAUCCAGUAAAAAGCUCAGAUACUAAGGAGUUAAUUUUCGUCAGAUAACACCACAGCGUUAGAUCCAAGAGCGUGUCUACCAUGAAGGCGUUUCCUGUUCUUGCGAUCACUUUGCUGGUUGCCAUAGUAUCGGGUCAGAAUACUACGCUACCUGCAAUGGAAUUCGUCAACCCAGGAGAGAUCGUUCCUGGGCUUACAAUCCCACAUCUGAUCAACGCUGCUGGCGGCAUCUGGCAGCAGGAUCGUGUCAUUGAUUCCUUGGCCUAUGCUUGCAGAGAUGUCCUACCUUAUAUAGGUUCGGUAAUACCAGAGGUGGACCAGUCAAGUCUGUAUUGGGGUCCGAUCUGUGAUGACAUCAUCGAAGCUUCUGAUGAUCUAGAUGCCUUUGACGCAACGGGGUGGUGUGAUGACAUAAUCACUAUGAUCACCAACUUGACGUCCCAGGGCCAGGGCAGUGACGAAAGAUAUCGCAGACAAGCGGAACCAACCAUGGGAUACCCUGACUACAUGGAAGAUCCCCUGGGUAUCCUUAAAAUCCUGACCAACAUCACCAGAGACCUCUAUGGAAUCGACAUCAACAUGAUCAUCAAUGACCAAUCUACAAUAAACACCAUCUGCACCAACGUCAAGGAGUAUUUCUUGAGACCAUCUCUUCAAGAUUUGAUUUCUCAGUUCGGGGCUGAGCUCCUGAGUGCGUUGCUUCCCCAGGCAGCUCCACUGUGCCAAGACUGGGAUGGUUUCCUCCAGAACUUAGGGAUAAACUCUACCUCUCCAUACUAUCCUAACAUCGAGGGUAAUGCUCGUAUAGGAUCCCAAGCCGUGGGGUACGACAGCAGAGAGGAACUCUGUCAAGCUAUCACUCAAACACUCUCCGUCCAAGGUGACAAUGGUGAAGCGAGACGGGAAUUCUCAACGGAUUUAAUUCUCAGCCUUUUAGAAAUCCCGACAAACGCCGCCAGGUGUUCAAUGCUGGCCAAUGGCCUAGUCUAUGACGUCAUCGAACCAGCCAUCAACAUCGGCAGUAUUGACGUAAUGGUGAUUUCCGAUGAACAGAUUUACCAGUACACGGGAUUCCAAGGACCGAACCCCCUCGAUUCGCUCUGCAUCUUCGUAGAGAAUGCUUUCACAACUGUGGUGGAUCUACCAGACCCAGUUCCAUUCCGGUUCAUCCCAGACACUAAUCUGACUGUCGAGUUCUUUAUCAACGCCGCAGGGGGAGUAUGGAUCCAGGAACGUACCAUUGAUUCUCUAGCCUUCGGAUGCACUGAGAUCCUGCCAGAGCUUGAGUCCAUGAUACCCGAUUUCCGCACGUUCUCUGCUUAUUAUGAGCCAGUCUGCAGAGAGGUACUUGUAGCAGCCAACGACCUGGCAGUCUUCGACGCAGAGAGUUCGUGCACUGAUUUAACAGCUGUUUUUACUGAUUUGAUAUCCACGGAGGACGGCAACAGGAAGCGGAGGCAAGCAGAUAUGGCGGAGGAAGAUAAUAUGUUUGAUUUCAUCGGAAUCCUAAGUAAUAUCACCAAAGACCUCUACGGCUUGAACAUCUCCGACCAAUCCACCGUAUGUCCCAACAUCAAGCAGCUUCUAGAACCAUCAUUACCCGAAGUGGCCACCAGGUUUCUCGCUGAGCUGACUAGCGCAUUGCUUCCUCAAGCAGACACCUACGUUUGUGCAGAUUGGGAAGAGUUCCUUCCAAGUGUCGGGAUCUCCAAGAUGUCGCCCUACUAUCAAAUCAUCUACGAUGCGGCAGAUAUAGGAUCUCGAAUGCUUGGACAUGCUAGCAGAGAUGCUUUCUGCGAGGCCAUUCAACAGGCUCUAUCAGAUGGAGGGGCAGAACGGAGGGCCUUUGGGAGGGAUGCUCUUGAGAGUCUCGUCAAUAUCUUCACCGACGUAGACAGAUGUAUGAUGAUUGGGAAUGACGCAAUUGAUGACAUCAUCGAGCCUGCCCUUCGCAUCACUGUUCCUGGGUUUGAAGUCACGAGCUACCUGAUAUCUCGAUACACCGGUUACAAUGGAGUUAAAGAAAUCUGCAAUGCACUGGAGACGGCAUUUACCGUGUUAUCUGGGAGUACUCUGACACUGACCAUAACCGGUGAAACCCUUAAUGGCGAAGAACUGAUGUACACAACUGACCUGACCAACAUGGCCUCCCCUGCUUUCAAGAAACUUGAAACAAUCUACUGCGGAGUGGCCACGAAUCAUCUCGAGCGGGAGCUAGGAUCAGAUCUUCGUAGACUGGACUGUGUAGCCAAUUCGUUCAAUCCUGGCAGCAUUGUCGCUGAAUUAGAGAUUCAAGUCUUUGCUACCACCCAAGAUGUGGCUGAUUCUCUCGCUGAAGACGUGGCUGAGCUGUCUACCGGUGAAGGUCUCGUUCUCUCCUCCGAUGGGGACUCCCUGUCCGUAUCAUCGUUCUCGGCUACUCCUAAUUCCGCUACUACCAAUGGUGGGCGGGGCUUGUUAACUGGAGCUAUUAUAGGCAUUGCAGUGGGCGUGGUCAUAGUAGAUGUCGUGGUUCUAUAACUCAUUGGAUACUUCGUCGUUCGCCGCCCAGGUCAAAAACGUUCGACGAUUGCCUGAGAGUACUGCAUUAUUUGGUUGGUUUGUUUGAAUGUGUGUUUGCUUGUCUGUUUCUAGUUUGUGCUGAACUCAAUGUUUUUUGGCUUCAAGCACAUCACGCCAUGUUCAGACUGAAGCCCUUGUGUAUCAUCACCCCUUAAUGCACUAUUAUGUUAAUGCUACGUUGGUAUGUAAAGGUAAUAUAUUGUUUAAUGUUUUGUUUGUUUGUUUCUACUUUGUGCUGAACUCAGUGUUCCUUGGCUUCAAGCACAUGAUGUAAUGUUUAAAUCAGACAAUAUUGUCUAUACGGUUUGUAAAUGCAUUGUCAAUCAUUGUUUUUUUUUUUAUGUAAGAUGAAACAGUAGCAAAUAAAUAAUUCAAAAUCAGUUACAGAUGUAGAUGAAGAAUAAUUUUGAAAUCAUAUCAUGAUUUUUAAUCGAAAAAUUUAUUAAGAAUGUAAUUGCUAAUAGCACUUGUAAAUGCAUUGAUUUACAUUGGUAUGUAGAGGGUGUAUAUAGUUUAAAGUCCAUACGUUUUGUAAAUGCAUUGGCAAUCAUUGUUGUUUAUGUAAGAUGAAACAGUAGCAAAUAAAUAAUUUGAAAUUAGUUACAGAUGUAGAUGAAGAAUAAUAUUGAAAAUCAUAUCAUGAUCUCGAAUCAAAAAAAUGUAUUAAGAAUGUUAUUUCUAAUAGCAAUUGUAGGGGCACUGAGGUUUAUAAUCACAUGAUGUGCCAUAUAAAUACACCAUAUUAUUGUUAAGUUUGGAUACCAUCAUACUUCAUCUCUGUAAUUAAGUUUUGGAAAUGUAAGACAUAAACGCGUUAAUUCAAUUUAAAAAAAAGAUAACAUUAGAAUCAUUAGAUCCCUUCGAAUGUUAAAAAUUGAUAUAACUCUUAUAAUUAAGAGCAAAGUAGGAAUUUUGAAUUCCUUAAAUUGUCCAGAUAUUUCAGCCAUUUUAUUGAGAAAUACUCCCUUUUCAGACUUAUAUACAGUCCAAUCCAUUAUGGUAUGAAAUUCAUCCCCAACCCUUCCUAAGUUACAUUCAUUACAAGUACUUAAUGUGAAGGUAUUUUUUCCAGUCGUCUAUGUCUUCCAGUUUCUAUCGCCUAGAUGAACUAAUUCUCAGUCUGCAGAUAUUUGUUCGUAAUUGUACGGUUUUUAACGGUUAAUACAUAUGAUUCUGUUUGUAUACUCUGCUUAAAUAGUAUAUAAUUAUAUUCUCAAUUGAUCGUGUUCUUGCCAUGUACACACUCAUUACAUAAAUCAAUUUAGAACUGGCAUUGCCAAAAUCUUCAAUUUUGGUUUAUAUUUCUAAUAAUUGUGUUGCUUUUUUAAUAUUAGGGAACUUGUACCCGAAUUAUUGGAAUAAUUUAAAUAAAACUGUCUUUCAUAUAUUUGCUAGAUUAACCCUCGUGUCCUUGAAUGUUCCAUAAUUAUUAAAGACAAGACCUAAAUAUGUUGCCUGUUUAACGAUUUCAAUCUUUUAACCAUUCACCUUGAAAUUUUGAUCUUUCAACAUCUUUCCGUUCUUGUUACAAAUAGUCAUGUUCAUUUUGUCAAUAUUAACAUUCGACAGCCAUUUAUUACAGUACACAUAAAGUCUUUCUAUUAUGUUUGCAUUUCAAUUCUUGACUUUGAUAUCAAUACAAUGUCACCUGCAUGCAUUAAACAAUUCACUAAACUUUCCAUUCAAUUACACGGGAUGAGUAUCAAUAGUUCCCAACUCAUGUGGCAGGUCAUUUAGGUAUAGCUUAAACAGGGUGGGACUUAAAGUACAGCCUUGUUUUACGCGACAAUUGGUUUCAAAAUACUAGGUUAUCCUUUCAUUCAGCUUUACACUCAGUUUAAGGUUGUUAUACAUGUCAGUAAUAAUUUCGUAAACUGGCCUCCGAUUCCACAUGUCAACAUUAGAUAAAACAGUCCUUUCCUCCAAACACUAUCGAAGGCUAAUAUAGUACCGAAGCUGUGACAUCAUACAAAUCUAUUUUUUUGAUUUCUCAAUGUUUUCUUCAUUUUCCAAAAGAGCA